Molecule: messenger RNA, 2079 nt
Organism: Penicillium antarcticum
Lineage: Eukaryota; Fungi; Ascomycota; Eurotiomycetes; Eurotiales; Aspergillaceae
Product: Cupin domain protein
Exons: 5
Coding region: 1-2079 (692 amino acids)
Biological process (GO): kinetochore assembly; attachment of mitotic spindle microtubules to kinetochore; spindle attachment to meiosis I kinetochore
Cellular component (GO): kinetochore
Molecular function (GO): centromeric DNA binding
Source: RefSeq, a predicted model, not a curated record
AUGGCACGAGGGCCCGGAAAGGCCCGCGACUUCGAUUACUCCAACGUGGGAACGACGGGAAGACGCACCGGUAUCUCUCUCAAAGAGGGGCGACGCGAUGAGCAUGGAAUGGAAGAAGUGGACGGCCUCUUCUCUUCACCCGAGAAGUCGCCAGCUGCACUCCCUGCGUUUGAGGAGAAUGCAUCCUCAACUGGUUCUGAUGAAAUGUCAAUGGAUGAAGGCAAUGCGCCGGAUCCCAUGGACUUCCUCAAGAGUGCCAAUGGCCCACGAACCUCUUUUCUUUCCCCGUCCGCUGCGCGGUCGCCAAUGAAAUCUGGCCUCAAUGGGCCCCCCAGAGGGCCAGUAUUCCGAUCAACCCCGGAGCUGCAGGAUAUUCACGAGUCCUCAAGUCCGUAUGAUGACAAUGGCUCAGCUGGUGAGCAGGAAAACUCGCCCCCGGAUCCCUCUCCUCUAUCAACACGCUCCGUAAAUGCGGGACGAUUCAACCAGAAGAAUGGCACAUGGAAGACAAAAGCUCAAUUGGCUGCAGAGUCCGAACCUUCGGUGCUACCUGACUUUUCUGAUGGCGAGGGCGACGAGAACGACGAGAACUCAGGUGCUGCUGCCCGCUUACAGCAAGAGUCUGGUGACUUGGACGAUUCUCGGGCUGAUGCAGAGGAGUUUACGGAUCUUCUGGAACAUACCCAGAAUGGACAUGAAGACGCUUCUAUGACUGACACGACUCCACCCAGAACAAACGAGACUACAAUCUCAAAGGCGAAUAAGGGCCCUGCAAAGACCGCCAAAACAGAUAAACCUCCAGCCAAACCCCGCGGACGUCCUCCGAAAUCUCAGCGCCGCGACAAUGAUGGAGAUGCCGACAGCAGACCAACCAAGAAACGAAUGACCGCCAAAGUGGCACCGGUUGCGCGCGAACCGUUGGAGCCAGAACUAGAUCGCGUGGUGGACAAUUACGCCAACCGUACUGGUCCUUUGAAGGGCCGGAGUUUAUACAUUCUCAAGCGCGAAAACCCUGAGGAUACCAGUGCAACGCAUACUCGAUCCGGGCGGGUUUCUGUUCGUCCUCUGGCGUACUGGCGCAAUGAACGUUGUGUCUUUGGUGAUGGCGAGGUUGCAGAGGGACAUCGCUAUCCCCUUUCAACCAUCAAAGAAGUCAUUCGCACCGAAGAGCAAGAGCCUGAAAGGAAACAGAGAUCUAAGCGCGGUCGAAAAUCCAAGUCGAAGAAGUCAAUGAACGACUCCUCUGAUGAAGAAGAUGAGGAUGCUGAUCUAUGGGAACAAGAAGGUGGUGUUCUUCAUGGCUAUGUCCAAAUGUGGGACCCAAAAACGCAGGCUGUGUCAAAGGAAGAGGAAGUUUUGGACGUUGCAUAUGCUCCUUCUGGUAUCGAAACACGAGAGGUCAAAGGCUCAUCAUUUCGAUUUGCAAAACUUCUCAGUGGAACGUUCAUUGGUUCUGGGGUCGUGGAGCUUCCACCUAAAGGGGUGAAGAAACCGAAAAACUCGAAGAGGAUGCACAUGGUAUUCUACGUAUGUCACGGACGCGUACAAGUAGACAUUUCAGGGAUCCAGUUCAGUGCUGGCAAGGGCUGCGUUUUCCAAGUUCCUCGUGGCAACUAUUAUAGCUUUGCAAAUAUCCACAGCAAAGAAGUACGACUGUUCUUCACCCAGGGACAGCUCCCCGAGGAGGAAGACGAGAACGACACGCAGCCCACUACUCCAGAAGUUGGUACCGAGAGCGAGAAUGAGACUGAGACAGCAUCAGCUGCUCCUGCUUCUCGCUCUGUUAAGAAGGCCAAAGGACGCCCUCGAAGCAAGAAAAACGACAAGCCUCCAACUGCCGAGGCUGGCAGUGAGAGCGAGAAUGAAGCUGAAUCCGCAUCCGCAGCUCCUACUUCUCCCCCUGUUAAGAGGGCCAAAGGACGUCCCAGGGGCAAGAAGAACAACAAGCCUCCCACUCCUGAAGCUGGUACUGAGAGCGAGAACGAGGCUGAAUCCGCAUCUGCUGCUCCUGCUUCUCCUCCUGUCAAAAAGGGUAAGGGACGCCCUAGGGGCAAGCAGAAAAAGACUAGCCCGCCAUGA